UGGACCUUUCCUUCUCCGACCUCACAUCAACAUUUUCUCUCCAUUUUCUCUUUCUCUUUCAUCCCAUUUUCUUUUCUUUUCUUUUCUUUUCCCGGAAUCUGAAAAUUUUCCUAGAAAAUCCACUGUCUGCUCUCAAAGACAGAUCCGGAAGUCGCUGAUGCCAAACCCAGUACCUAUCUCAGGCCAAGAACAUCCUACCCAUUAGAUUCCCCUCUUACUUCUUCUUCUUCACCAUCUUUCUACAGUUUUGCAUUUUUCACAGUAGAGCAAAAUACAGUUCAUCUACUCCAAGUUACUCCGAUUUUUGUCACACCCUUUUCGUUAUCUUGGCUGUUUUCUCCGAAGAAGAGGAAAAAAAGGGUUCUUUGAGUUCACCCCAGAAAUGGGUGCUUUCUAGAUUCUAGAUUUCUUGUUCUUGAUCUUAUUUUCAUUGAUCAAUAGCCUGAAAAUUUUGAGUUAUUCAAUACACGUUUGGAUCUGUGUUAAUGUUAAAUCUUGUUGGAUCUAAGGUUGCUUUGUAAAGAAGUGUGAAUAGUUGAUGAGACACUCUGAAUAAGCAUAAAAAGAAUUUUUUUUCUUUUUUAAUUGAGGGGUUUUGUAAUUUAGCAAGGGUCAAGAGAUUAGGUUUAUCAUCAUGGAUCAUGUUAUUGGUGGAAAAUUCAAGCUUGGUAGGAAAAUUGGGAGUGGUUCGUUUGGACAGCUUUACUUGGGUGUUAAUGUACAAAGUGGAGAUGAAGUGGCUGUCAAGCUGGAGCCUGUGAAGACCAAGCAUCCUCAACUUCACUAUGAGUCAAAAUUGUAUAUGCUUCUUCAAGGGGGUACUGGGGUACCCCAUAUUAAAUGGUAUGGAGUUGAGGGCGACUACAAUGUCAUGGUUAUUGACCUUCUUGGACCAAGUCUUGAAGACUUAUUUAACUAUUGCAAUAGGAAAUUCUCUCUGAAAACAGUUCUGAUGCUAGCUGAUCAGCUAAUAAACAGAGUUGAGUACAUGCACUCCCGGGGCUUUCUGCACCGUGAUAUAAAGCCUGAUAACUUCUUAAUGGGUUUAGGACGUAAGGCAAAUCAGGUUUAUGUAAUUGAUUUUGGCCUUGCGAAAAAGUAUCGGGAUCUUCAAACCCACAAGCAUAUACCAUAUAGGGAAAACAAAAACCUCACUGGAACAGCUCGGUAUGCAAGUGUUAAUACUCAUUUGGGAGUUGAACAAAGCAGGAGAGAUGAUCUAGAAUCACUUGGUUAUGUGCUCAUGUACUUUUUGAGAGGAAGUCUCCCUUGGCAAGGCUUGAAAGCUGGCACUAAGAAGCAAAAAUAUGACAAGAUAAGUGAAAAGAAGAUGCUUACACCAAUAGAGGUCUUAUGCAAGUCAUAUCCAUUGGAAUUCACAUCAUACUUCCACUACUGCCGAUCAUUGCGGUUUGAAGAUAAGCCUGAUUAUUCAUAUCUUAAAAGACUCUUCAGGGACUUAUUCAUCCGAGAAGGCUAUCAGUUUGACUAUGUAUUUGAUUGGACUAUAUUGAAGUAUCCACAAAUUGGAUCUAGUUCUAAGGCUCGGCCCAGUGAGAAAGCAGUCAUAAACCCAGGAACAUCAGCAGAGAGAAAAGAACGGCCUUCAGGUGGGCAAGAGAUUCGGGAUCGAUUCUCAGGAGCAGUUGAGGCAUUUGCAAGGAGGAAUAGCUCUGGGCUUGGUCUGCAUAGUGAUCCUUCUAGGCAUAGGUCCUUAGUUGAUUUGCCAUCUUCCAAAGACGUGCAAGCUGAUUCUGAGAGGCCCCGUAGCUCUUCCCGCAACGGCAGUUCAUCCCGUAACGGAAGUUCUUCAAAAAGGCCGGUUCAAUCCAGCAGCCGACCAAGUUCUUCUGGUGAACCUAGUGAAAACCGUUCCAGUAGACUGGUCUCAAGCGGUAGCCGACUUUCUUCAACUCAGAGGACUCAACCUGGUUUUGAGUCCAAAACAUCUUUCACUCGCGCGUCAGGGACACGGGGUGGUCGUGAUGAUACACUCAGGAGCUUUGAACUCCUGUCAAUUGGCACAGGAACAGGAAAAAGGAAAUGAGGAACCGUGUGGUCUGAAGACUUCUUUGUGUGUGUCAAGGGUCUUAGUUCUGUUCCCACAACAUUCCUUUGACAUGCCCACACUUGUUCAUUACUCUGUAUAUUGUCCGUUCAAUGUUGGGUCCAUUCAUGGCUUAAAAGCUCAUUGAAAGUUCUUCAUGAAGCUUUGGCUGACUCCUCUUAUACCUCUUCAGAUGUUCUUCCAUGAAUAUUUCAGCAUGGACCCAUUCAUGAAGAGAUACUAUUACUUUAGGAAUUUGUUCAUAUAGUAAUAAUACAUUCUCCAUUUUUCUGCUGAAGGAAAGGGAAAGAAACUGUGAAAAUGCUCUGCAGUUGCACCCUUUAUAUGCAUAUUUCGUACCUGACUGUUUUCUUCUAAUGUACAUUGAGGAAACGGAAUUGCUGGCGCCCCUGUUAUGAAUUAGAAAACAGGGAUUGCUGUGCAUUUAGGCAGUUUUAUCUAUGAUGGUUGAUGUGUGUUAAAUCUA
Messenger RNA from Lotus japonicus, 2534 nucleotides. RefSeq names its product casein kinase 1-like protein 10. Gene Ontology annotation, cellular component: cytoplasm; nucleus. The transcript is spliced from 14 exons. Bases 635 to 2047 code for a protein of 470 amino acids. Gene Ontology annotation, biological process: endocytosis; peptidyl-serine phosphorylation; signal transduction. Gene Ontology annotation, molecular function: protein serine/threonine kinase activity; ATP binding. The record is from RefSeq and is a predicted model, not a curated record. Lineage: Eukaryota; Viridiplantae; Streptophyta; Magnoliopsida; Fabales; Fabaceae.